Arvicanthis niloticus (Nile rat) is the source of this 1616-nucleotide messenger RNA. The record is from RefSeq and is a predicted model, not a curated record. Lineage: Eukaryota; Metazoa; Chordata; Mammalia; Rodentia; Muridae.
GCGCUUCCCCGCGCCAGCGAGCCAGCGAGCGAGCGGGCGAGGCCAGCGCGGGGGCCGGGCCGCUUCCUUCUCGCCACCGCGGCGUCCUGGGGCGGGCUCCGGCCGCGAUGGCAGAGGCUGAGCGGGGCUGAGCCCGCAGCCGCCCGCAGCCCUCGGGCCCCCUUGAGUCCCUGCCAUGGCGAAACAGUACGAUGUGCUAUUUCGGCUACUGCUGAUCGGGGACUCCGGGGUGGGCAAGACCUGCCUGCUAUGCCGCUUCACCGACAACGAGUUCCACUCCUCGCAUAUCUCUACCAUCGGUGUUGACUUUAAGAUGAAGACCAUCGAAGUAGACGGUGUCAAAGUGCGGAUCCAGAUCUGGGACACAGCAGGGCAGGAGAGAUACCAGACUAUCACAAAGCAGUACUAUCGGCGAGCCCAGGGAAUAUUUUUAGUCUACGACAUUAGCAGUGAGCGCUCUUAUCAGCACAUCAUGAAGUGGGUCAGUGACGUGGAUGAGUAUGCUCCAGAAGGAGUCCAGAAGAUUCUCAUAGGGAAUAAGGCUGAUGAAGAGCAGAAACGGCAGGUGGGGAGAGAGCAAGGGCAGCAGCUGGCUAAGGAGUAUGGCAUGGACUUUUACGAAACAAGUGCCUGCACCAACCUUAACAUUAAAGAGUCCUUCACGCGUCUGACGGAGCUGGUGCUGCAGGCCCACAGGAAAGAGCUGGAUGGUCUCCGAACAUGUGCGAGCAAUGAGCUCGCACUGGCAGAACUGGAGGAAGACGAAGGCAAACCUGAGGGCCCAGCAAACUCUUCAAAGACCUGCUGGUGCUGAGGGUCCUAUGUGGAAUCGCGCCCCGCCCCCCAACUCCCCUUCCCUCAGGAUGCCUGUGGAGGCAGGGAGUCUGGGCUUUGAGCACCACUGUCCUUUCAUUUGACGAUCCUGUUGAAAACCAGUAGCUGCUACUUCCCUGCCUGGCCCUGUGAGCAGCUCUGCUGUGGUCUCCGAGCAGCCUCUGCCCCUAGCCCCUCUAUCCUGGAGAGGUAACCUUUCAACCUGUCUCCCAGCCGCAGGCCUGCUGUGACCCCAAAAUGUGCUGCUGGCCAUCUCACCAGCCCAGACUCCUGGGACAAUGGUCAAGGCUGGAGUCAAGACCACUUAAAGACUCCUUUAGUGCAUCUCGUGGACUCUUUGCUUUUUCUCUUCUUUCUUCUCUUUCUCCACUCCCUUCCUGCCCUUGUCUUUUGCAUCCCUGUCAUUUACUCUCUCCUCCCUUGCCUGUGUGUCCUGCUGAGCACUGCUGAUGCAGUUCUUCUUCUUUCCUUCCUGAUUCUGCCUAAGGGAAUGGACCCAGGCUCUGCCCCAGGGAGGACGGCUCACCCUGCUCUAGGGUGGGCUGAAGGCUAAGGGUGCUUCUUCCUCCUCCCCUCCCCAAUGCCCCUCCUUGUGCCAUGGGCUGCCUCCCCAGUGGUCUGGGAAGGUAGAACACUGAGGUAGGAAGGAAACACUAGGUGGUCCUCAAACAUGGACUGGCUUCUUCUGCCUUUGCCUUCUGCUGGAGUUUUGGCCUUGUCUGCCUCCCUAUGUGCCUCUGUGAGGAACUGAGUCCAGAGGCGGGCACAGCAGAGAAGAAAAA